CAGUUUCAUGUUAGAAUUGAACGUUUGACAUUCGUAUUUAACGUAACGAACCUUCACCACCACCAAACCUUCUCUGUGAAUUUCAAAAGGAAUCAAAAAAAGAUGGAUGACGAUUGGGAUGACGGAACCGAAUCUACACCUGUUGUAUCGAACGUAGGAGUAGCCUCGACCGGAGGUAGACAGUUCUCGAAGGGCAGGGGCUACAAGCCCGUGGAAUCGAACGAUGACGAAUGGGGCUCUGGCGGUGGAGGAGAUUACGAAUCGAACAGACCGAGAGGAGGCAGGAGCGAUAGGGGAAACCGAAGAGGAGGAAGAGGAGGAUCUGAUUUUGGUGAUAGAAGAGGUGGAGGUGGAGGAGGAGGUAACAACUACCGCGAAAAUAAUGGAAACAGUAACGGUUGGAGUAAUAAUCACAACGACGACGAAUGGGGAGCAUCCAAAGGAUCUGAUUCGUACGACGGGGGGCACUUUGAGGGCAGAGGUCGCGGAAGAGGUGGAAGAGGCGGAGGCGGAGGCAGGGGUAGAGGUGGCGGUAGAAACGGAGAAGGGGGCCGCAACGGUGACGGGGACUUUGGCAAUAGAGACCGCGACAGGGGGGACGAUAAAGAGGAGCCUCAAAGGCCCAAAGAAAUCUACGUUCCUCCAGAGAGGACUACCGAUGACAAUAUUUUUGCCACAACGAUUACAUCGGGGGUCAAUUUCAUUAAAUUGGACGAAAUUGAAGUCAAUGUGAGCGGGGAGGACAUACCGACUCCUAUUACUUCGUUCGAAAGUUCCGGCCUUAGGCCACACAUUUUAGGCAACGUUUUGAAAUCGGGCUACACAAAACCCACGCCUAUCCAAAAGUACGCUUUACCCAUCGUCAUGAAAGGGCGGGAUUUGAUGGGUUGCGCGCAAACCGGAUCCGGUAAAACUGCCGCGUUUUUACUACCCAUUAUAAACAGUCUGCUAGCCAGCCAAGAACCGCCCGUAAUGGAAGAAUCCACGUGUCAACCGCGUUGCAUAAUAGUUUCUCCUACGAGGGAAUUGGCCAUACAAAUCUUUGAGCAGUCGAAGAAAUUCGCUCACAAUUCCAUUAUAAAAACGGUUGUGGCGUACGGUGGUACUUCGGUGAACCAUCAGCGAACCGUUCUAUCGAACGGUUGCCAUAUCUUAGUCGCCACGCCGGGUAGAUUGAACGAUUUCGUGAAAAGGGGCCAUGUAAAUUUCGCCUCUUGCGGUUAUUUCGUACUAGAUGAAGCCGAUAGGAUGUUGGACAUGGGUUUCCUGCCCACCGUAGAGGAAAUGUUGGGACACGCCACGAUGCCCAGUACUGGCGAGAGGCAGACUUUGAUGUUUUCCGCUACGUUCCCCGAAGACAUCCAGCAUUUGGCCGGCAAGUUCCUAUUCAAUUACAUCUUCGUAGCAGUCGGUAUAGUGGGUAGUGCGUCCACGGACGUGGAACAGAAUAUCCAUCAAGUUACUAAAUUUGAUAAACGAGAGAAGUUAAUAGCCAUGCUUCAAAAGAACGACGAAAAGACCGUGGUGUUUGUGGAAACGAAGAAAAUUGCAGAUUUUUUGGCGACCGUACUCUCUGAAAAUGAUAUUAAAGCUACAAGUAUCCACGGGGACCGUCUUCAGCGCGAAAGGGAAGAUGCCCUGUGGGAUUUCAAAAAGGGUAUUUGCAAAAUACUCGUGGCUACCGGCGUAGCGGCCAGAGGAUUGGACAUUGAAGGUGUCCAACACGUUAUAAAUUACGAUUUGCCCAAGAGCAUUGACGAAUACGUUCAUCGAAUAGGUCGAACGGGUCGUGUGGGUAAUCGAGGAAAAGCCACGAGUUUCUUCGAUUCAUCACACGAUACGGGAUUGGCCAGUCAACUGGCUGUAAUCCUGAAACAGGCGGGACAAGAAGUACCAGACUGGCUGGGAAGCGCCGGAUUUAACUCUGGCGCUUCGGAUAACUUCGGAGGGCGAGAUAUCAGAGGGGGCGACUUUGGAAGGGCCCAGAAUUUCUCAACUACACCAGCUGAAGAGCCGGAGGAGGAAUGGUAGUGUUCGACGUUAUUUACCGAGUUAUCACCAAGUUUUUUUGUUUCUUUUAUUUUUUGAAUAUGUUUUUUAGUUAUUAAGACCAUGUAUCUGUGAUACAUAUUGUGCUUUUUUAAAAUAACUACGUUAAUUAGAAAUGUUAUCGAAGAAAAGUACCUUCUAACGAGUAGUUGUUGUUACGUUAUAAAAAUAUUUUUUUAAGCUCUAUGAGAAAGUCGUUAUAACUAAUUUUCGAUUUUGUAUUACUUGCUGCGUUUGAAUUGAAGUUCGAUGUUUUCUUUCCAAAUAAAAACAAUUUUCUAUA
Molecule: messenger RNA, 2332 nt
Organism: Phyllotreta striolata
Lineage: Eukaryota; Metazoa; Arthropoda; Insecta; Coleoptera; Chrysomelidae
Source: the annotation of a GenBank genome assembly